Strongylocentrotus purpuratus (purple sea urchin) is the source of this 4366-nucleotide messenger RNA. RefSeq lists its product as uncharacterized. The transcript has 17 exons. The coding region runs from base 419 to 3871 and encodes 1150 amino acids. The record is from RefSeq and is a predicted model, not a curated record. Lineage: Eukaryota; Metazoa; Echinodermata; Echinoidea; Camarodonta; Strongylocentrotidae. Gene Ontology annotation, molecular function: endo-1,3(4)-beta-glucanase activity; serine-type endopeptidase inhibitor activity.
AGUCACCUUCAGACUGUUACGAAUGCAAAGUCAUCCCGUUCAAAGUUCAUGUUCUUUACAUGACCCAUUCAUCAUGGUCAUAGUGCGCGUCCUAGAUUUUCAUUUAGUUUGACACAAAAGCGUUUUUGUGGAAUCUCAUCGGUAGUUAUGAUUCGAGCAUGAUGCAUGGUUGCAACCGUGAUUUAGCUUCCAUCUUCAGUUCUCUGCUAUUUGAGUUCUACAAACGCGUUGUCUCGGAAAAGAGAGUAGACAAACCUGUGGUGGUCAACAACGUCAGAAGUUACCCAGAAAGAGUUGAUAUUGAGAGGGAACCGAGGAUAAGGAUCGCCCAGGUGGGCUCUGUCGAGAGAACUUCAACGAGAGGACGAGGCUAGGAAAGUAGUGAUUACUUGGGAUAAGGACUAAAUUCACUGCGAUUAUGGCUACAAAAUCUCUUGAAAUGACGUCAACCGACCAGCUUGCCAAUGGUUUUGCCGAGAGCCAAGAAGAUAUCAAGCAACCUAAGAACAACAAUGGCGUCUAUUGGUUCACGUUCGGGGUCAUCUUCCUUCUCGUUGCCGCCUGCGUCAUCAGCGUGUCUGUCAUCUUCGCAGGGGGUGAUUGUAAUUGUGAAGGUGAAUUUGAGCCUAUAGUAGGUACACCAACCGAACCACCUGCGACGACGCCAAUGAUCACCACCCCUCAGCCGGAGGAAGAUAUAUGUACUCUACCUCUCGACCCUGGUUCAUGCGGGGAAUCUUUGGUUCGAUGGGGUUAUGAUGGAGAAACGUCUUCCUGCCUCCAAUUCGACUUCACUGGUUGUCUUGGCAACAAGAAUAACUUCAUGUCCGAGGAUGAUUGCCAAUCCAUUUGUGGAGGUGCCGGUGGUCUUCCACGUACCUGUAUCCAGCUGCAAGACACACCUCUUGCUACAUUGGAUGUUUCCGAUAUAUUCGGCACCUCGACAACUCUACAAGAUUUGGCCGCACCCAGUGAUAGGGUCGGUGAGCUAAGGACAGAAGGGGCUUUACCUACAGGUCACUUCGCUUGCAACCAAAUCAACCACGGACCUCUCAGUCCCAUCAGACAGUUUCCUCACUCAGCGACAAUGGACGCCAUGGGGAUAACGUAUGAAGCUUACACCUUACAAAGAUGGACUGACCCUGCUCGCCAGGAUCCCUUCUAUGAGUUGACUCCAGGAAAGGACGGAGAACCUUGGGAGAAAAUGGAAGAGCUUGGAGCCGGCAUGAAGCAGAUGGUUUCAGCCCCAGAUAGUCUGCCCUUUUCUAUCUUCUCUGGACUCACCGGCAUUAAGGUCGGUCUGGAAGACAACGAGAAUGAUCCAGUCAUGACGGAUUUUGGGGAGAUGUACGCCAACUUUCUCUACACCGACGCAAACGGUGGUACCAUGGAGUUGCCACUUGUUCGUGGGUCAGGCAUGCUGACUCAUCUCUUCACCGACGCCAUUCCGGUCGUGAAGCCAUAUUGUCUGAGUGCCAUCAAUGCCGUACCGGCUACCUUCGAGUGUCCCGAAGAGGAAUCUGUUGAGAACGCGGGGAGUGGAUAUGUGGAAGCCUCGUGCAACGCAUCCUCCGAAACAGCUACAUUUGUACUUCAUCUUACCAAGUCUAUCGAACACAUCAGUGAUGUUCAGUGGGUUGCAAGCGAAUCUACUGAAUGGGAUUCGGACAAUGGUGGUUUCAUGACGUGCGAUGAGACCUGUUGUCAGCUCUCUCCCGACGGUAAAACCGUGACCAUCGACCUCCAAGGCGCUGUCACUUCCGUCGACUAUGCCAUCAACGUCAUCAACAAGUACGUCGUUCCCCAGCACGACUACUCAUAUUACUGGUACCGCAAUCCAUUGACGAUCCAGUGCACGAGCACCAGCGAUGUGACUGUAACGAGGGGACAGCGCAUGCCGAUAUGGUUUUACGGGAGCGCGAGUCUGGAUACUCCGACAUGCCGACAAAAUCUUGUUGAUGAAGAUUAUGAGGUCACAGCAACUCUCAAACUUAGCAGUCCUGCAAAUAAUCUUCAAGAGAUCCAAUAUAUCAUUGCUGAUGCUGAUGAUGAUUGGAGCUCCAUGAAUUCUUGGACCACGUGCAAUGCAAACAGCUGCGAAUUAGAGGAUGAUGGCAACACAGUCGUCAUGACAUUACAUGUCAAUCAUACCAAUGUCAACUUUGCUGCAAAUGUGAUUGGACAAUUUGUAACGGAGGCGGUACCAGCCAACUGGAGACGUCAGCCCGUAAAAACAUACUGCCCUGGUGGAGCUCCCGAGCCGACUCCACAACCGAUUACCCUGGUUAGCGACAGCUUUUUCUUUGAACUCUCAGAGCCCCUAUCAAUCGAAGGUGUUCCAGACUCUACCAGGAAAUACGCCAUGUUCUUCUCAGAAGAUAUGGUCAUGACCCUCGACGAGAAUGGUGCUUCUUUCGUUCCCGAUAGAGUACUGCCCACUAAGUUCUCCGGUGUCAUGCAGCUUGUCUAUGCCGGGAGUGGCACACCGAGAAAUUUCACAUGGGCUGACAAACUUGAAGGUUUUGCAGGCCCAUACUCCUAUAAGCCCAAGACCAGGUUCUGUACCGAAGGAGACAAAGGCUACAUCAGCUUCGAUUGGAACAAAAUGGGCGAGGACUAUCUAGGGACCAAUCCGAAUCUGGACCUACUCACAGUCGUUCUCCCUCAUCAGGAGCCGUUGCUUGGUGAUGAUCUAGUAGAAACUCCGUUUGGUUACAAGGGGUACGUCGGAGAUCACUGGGUGAUGGAAGAGACCCUCCCGCCGGCCUCCAUGGAACCAAAUAUGGAUGCCGUAAAUCGGAUCAAGGAUCAGCCGGACAGACUCCAGCAUAUUCUUGAUGCUAUUGGAGUUGACAUCGAUCAACAGACCUUAGAAUCAGACUGUACAACGGCAUCCAUCCACAGCUAUGAGGCAGGCAAGAGCAUCGAGAUGGUAGCACGAUUGGCCAGUAUCUCCAGAGCUUUCAACACCGAGCACUACAUCCAGCUCGAUCAGUCCCUUCGACGAUGCCUGGACCUCUGGCUCGGCAUUGUAGGCGGGAUCCCAGAAGAUAAUGCCAUACGAUACGACACUGUUUGGGGAGGCUUGUGGAUGCGUGGAGCAGGGGCAGAUGAAGAGCUUUUCCCUUGGACAAACUAUGGAUUCAUCAGCUAUGCUGAUCAUCAUUACCACUUUGGCAUGUGGCUCUACGCCAUUGCCUACUACGCCAAGUACAAUCCAGUAUGGGCUUCAAAGGAAGAUAAUUACAACCGUAUAAUGGCGAUGGCCCGAGAUGUCGGAAGUCCUAGUAAGAACGAUCCAUACUUCCCGACAGUUCGUCAAAAGGACUGGUAUAUUGGCUCAUCCUGGGCAACUGGUAUCGGAGGAGGCACUCGUCAACAAGAGGCCUCAGCUGAGGCAAUCAACUGUUACCAUGCCCUUGCAGCACUUGGUGAGGCCAUGAACGAUACCAAUCUACAGGCUAUAGGACAGCUCACGACAGCCACUGAGAUUCGUGCAACCAGACAAUACUGGCAGGUGAGGGAGAACAACAGGCAUCUCUUCCCAUCGCUCAUCCAGAGAUGGGGAGUGAUUGGACAGCUCCAGGAGGAUGGAAUCUUCUACUACACCUUGAACUGGCCCUGUGAACCCGAUCAGUUUCCUCAACGCCAUGCCUGUAUCGUCGGUAUUCAGAUCAUCCCAUCAUCUCCGUGUCCUAUCUCUACAUGGAUCAGGAGUGGGGAGAGAGCGUCUAUGACAUCUGCAGCCACGCCAUUGACCCGGCAUCUGCACCCGGUGGAGACAUGGUUGAUACUGACUGGUACACCCUCGACCCCGUCACUACACGAUUUGGGUCCUUCUGCCAGUCCAUCAUGUCCAGGUGGAUGCUGAGAAACAACAGGCAGCGGUCGACUACAUCAGAGCACUGCAGACCACUGACUUGGAACCGGGCACCGGUCUCGCCAGUACCUUACUCUUCAUUUAUGAAUCAGCAUGAUCAGGGCCGCGCGGAUUCAGGGAUCCAGGAUGUUGUAAAAGAGGGUGCAUACAAAAUUUGAUGACAAUAAAAAAGUUGAAUUCAUUAGUUAAUUAGUUAAAGUAAAAAGGAUUCUUAAUAUUAUGAUAGGGGCCAAUUUAUCAAUUUCUUUAUUUGGUAAGCAAUGAGAAAUAGGCAUCAUUGUGUGAAUGAUGUCAACAUACAUGAUUUUUAUGAAUUGCAUUUUAUUUAUUUGUCAUAUAAAUUAUAUGAAAUUGUUGUUUACUUUCGAAUCAUCUUUUCAUUUCACAUACGCUGGAUAAAAUUUGAAUACUAUAAUAGUGUGAUAUUUUAAUAUUGAUGCUUCCCUCGUGUUAGAAGAGAAUAAAUAUCAGUGAAGAAACAGUAUA